CGCGAGAGCACGCUCCGGUCUAGCGGCCAUCUUGAAUCCAGAAGUUUAAAUAGAGCAGGCGGGGCCGAGCGGACGCCUGCGUCGGCGCGAUGACGUCACAUGCCUGCGCGGGAGGCGGUACCGACUCCUGCCGCAGGACUUUCAUGGGCCGGGUUGCGUAGAGCGUAGCUCUGCCUUGUUGGCGGAAGGGCGUUGAAUGACGGUCGGGCCCCGCCAUCUGCUUAAAGGGACUCGUUCAACACGGGAGUGUCCCGGGGCUGCAUUGUGCUGCAGCUAGAAUGAAGCACAUCAACCUGUCAUUUGCAGCGUGUGGAUUUCUGGGCAUUUACCACUUGGGGGCAGCAUCUGCACUUUGCAGACAUGGCAAAAAACUUCUGAAGGAUGUCAAAGCUUUCGCUGGGGCGUCUGCGGGAUCUUUGGUUGCUUCUGUUCUGCUAACUGCACCAGAAAAAAUAGAGGAAUGUAACCAAUGUACCUACAAGUUUGCCGAAGAAAUCAGAAGGCAGUCUUUUGGGGCAGUAACACCCGGUUAUGACUUCAUGGCCCAACUAAGAAGUGGAAUGGAGUCGAUUCUUCCUCCCAAUGCUCACGAGCUGGCCCAGAACCGACUGCAUGUAUCCAUCACCAACACCAGAACCAGAGAAAAUCACUUAGUCUCCACUUUUUCCUCCAGGGAGGACCUCAUUAAGGUCCUCCUAGCCAGCAGUUUUGUGCCCAUUUAUGCAGGACUGAAGCCAGUGGAAUACAAAGGGCAGAAGUGGGUAGACGGAGGCCUCACCAACGCUCUUCCCAUCCUGCCCGUCGGCCGGACUGUGACCAUCUCCCCCUUCAGCGGACGGCUGGACAUCUCCCCGCAGGACAAAGGGCAGCUGGAUCUGUAUGUUAAUAUCGCCAAGCAGGAUAUCAUGCGAGAUGUGCUGGUGUCUGUUGCUAGCCAAGACAGGGACUUCACUAUUACCCCCUCACCCACCACUCACCUGGACACCCAUCACUCACAAGAGGACCCCCUGGAGGAAAGGCUCAGGAUGACACGCGUUCAAAUCCUGAAGUUACUCCAGGAAGAAGGUAAAAUGGUUGAAGGAGUGAUCACUGGGCUUAUCAACACUGCGGACACAUCAACCCCAAAACUUGGUUCCUGGCAAGGUCAUGGAACUAGGCAAUUUAGCUCUACUGAUCAACCUCAGUCAGAACUAUUUCUUGACAAUUUCAAAUCCAAGGGGGUUACUAGUGCCAGUCACUCCCAGUGAGGGAAAAGAUCUGUUCUACUUUGCCACUUCUGGUUGCUCCUUCUACUGGCUGGACAGAAUCCUGGUAAUGGAUGAUCUUAUUGUACUUGUCAAGGGAAGAUGGAUUUGCUGUCAUAUGAUGGGGAUAAGAAAGAAUGUGCAUGAAAUUGGGGUAACCCCUCCAGUUAUCCAGCCUACAACCAGCACUAGUGAAAUAGUUAGUGGGAAACCAUUGCAACCUUAUAUGGUAGAAGCAAGGGCACACAUCCCUGAGGACCUAAGGUUUGGGUCAUGCCACUGGAAAAUGGACUCCGAUCACCUGACCCGUGCCUGAAAAGGAAGCCACUAUGGAACAGAGAAUGAUUGAGGAAAGUCAAUGUCACCUUAGAAACAGUGGCAACCACGGUGACCUAGGAUGGCCAACCUGAUGCCAAAUAGCUGAGUUUUAGAAGCCUGUUCUCCUACCAGCUGCCAAAAAUAGGAAUUGUUGAUAUCAUAUCCUUCCAGUACCUGCUCUGUGUGACUUAACACAGCCAGGGUCUAUUACUUGCUGCUAAAGGACCCCACUUAGAGUCGAUGUACACUUGACCCUUGAACAAAACGAGUUUGAACUGUGAGGGUCCUUGUGGAUUUUUUCAGUAAAAAUUACACCCAGUGUGCCUGCCUCCCCUUCCCCUUCCUCUACGUCUUCUGCCUCUGCCACCCCUGAGACAAGACCAACCCCUCCUCUUCCUCCACCUCCUCAGCCCAGUCAGUGUGAAGAAGAGGCCAAAAACCCUUAUGAUGAUCCACUUUCGCUAGGUAAACAGUGAAUAUAUUUUAUCUUCCUUGUGAUUUUCUUAAUAUUUUCUUUUCUCUAGCUUACUUGAUUGUGAGAAUACAGUGUAUAAUUCAUAUAACAUACAAGGCAUGUCUUAAUUGACUCUUUAUAUUAUUAGUAAAGCUUCCAGUCAAUAGUAGGCUCUUAGUAGUUACAUUUUGGGAGAGUCAAAAUUUAUAUGUGAAUUUUUGACCACAGGAGUGGUGGACAGGGAAGUCAGCACCCCAACCCCCAUAUUGUUCAAAGAUGAACUGUACAUAAAUAACUGCCCAACAACUGGUGAAAAAGCAGAUGAGGACUUAACAAUUCUUUCUUUAUUACUUUCUUAUGUUAAAAAAUCCCUGUGUAGGACAGUACAGUUGUGCUUGUUUUAGGGUACCUAGGUCUUUCCUCCUAAAGUAAGCAUUAAAAGGAAACAUAAAGGGGCUUUGAUUAGGUUGUCAUUUACAGAUACGCAGCUUUGACACGUGUCUUUAAAACAGGAGAGGUUGUCAUCUGUCUCCCAACUAGAAACCUGGUGCUUAACUAGAACUUACGUGUGGGGUAAAAGAGUAGGAGUGUCCGCCUUCAAAUACAUCCUUAAUGCUCAGAAACUGAGAGGAGGAGCUGAAGGAGAUCAAAUGGCUUAUCGCAUUAUCUAUCAUUCCUUACAUUUCACCAUGAAGUUGUUUUUAGCUGACAGUCUUUGUAAAAUCCUCCUCACACACUAAGAACUGAAUACCUUUUGGUUGCAUGUUAUAGCCACCUAUGUAUUCUAAUGUUUGGUACAACAUUUUCUUCAAUGACUUCCAAUCUUUCUUGAAUAUGACCUGUUUUAUUUUUAGUAGAGACAGGGUUUCACCAUGUUGGCCGGGCUGGUCUCAAACUGCUAACCUCAAGUGAUCCGCCCACCUUGGCCUCCCAAAGUGCUGGGAUUACAGGCGUGAGCCACCGCACCGGGCCUGACCUGUUUUAUAAGGUAAUCCAAUACAUAUAUGCACAUAUUUUACACAUAUAUUUCCAUAUGCAUAUAGGUAUAUGUAUGCAAAUAUAAAUAU
This is a messenger RNA of Piliocolobus tephrosceles (Ugandan red Colobus), 3083 nucleotides long. It is a transcript of the gene PNPLA4, whose product is annotated as patatin like domain 4, phospholipase and triacylglycerol lipase. The transcript is spliced from 7 exons. The record is from RefSeq and is a predicted model, not a curated record. Gene Ontology annotation, molecular function: triacylglycerol lipase activity; retinyl-palmitate esterase activity. Gene Ontology annotation, cellular component: membrane; cytoplasm; lipid droplet. The coding region runs from base 279 to 1247 and encodes 322 amino acids. NCBI's taxonomy places the organism in Eukaryota, Metazoa, Chordata, Mammalia, Primates, Cercopithecidae. Gene Ontology annotation, biological process: lipid homeostasis; triglyceride catabolic process.